GCAGCACACUUCCUUCCCGCGACAGAAAGAGAGCGGGGAAAUUUGAUAACCACUGACUACUGCCACGAAGUAACAUUAGUUUGGACUAGUUUUUGUACAUUGGUAAAAGUGUAGUUUGUGACAAUUUGUUUCGCGAAUUAAAAAGAGUUUAGUCAUUAAAACAUUAUCGAUAUAACCUGCCGUUUGACCCAAAAUGAGGACUUUAGAGGAGGUUCAGGCCACUCUGCAGAUCGCCAAGCUGAAAGAAGAAGAUCUACAGAAAACAAUCCACUGUCUGUCUUUUGGAGAACACGUUUCAUCUGCAGACUACUGCCUGAUGGAGUUGGACGACACAUUGUGCAAACACAUAGAGGCUGGAGAAAGUCUUGUGAUUCGAGGGGAUACUGACGAGCGUGCAGUGCUCUGUAGUGGUGACAAGACCUACGACCUAAAAAUAGCCGACACGUCCAACCUGCUGCUGUUUGUACCAGGAUGCAGAACACCAGACCAACUCACCAACAGCCAGGAGAGCUCUCAUGUGGUGCACACUCAGAUCUGGGGGUUUUGCAACAGCUACUGGGAGCUGAGGAAACAGCGUCCUAAACUGAAGAAACUGAAGAAGAUUUUAAUGGAGAAUCCUUAUGAAGGACCAGCUUUGCGGGGGCAGGAGGAGAGUACAGAAAACAGGUACACAAUGCAGGAUCUGUUGGAGAGGAUCCAGGCCAGUGAAGAGGAGCUAAAGACCCACUUGGAGACCAUCCAUGCCUGUCAGAUAGAUGGCUACUGGCGUGUGCUGGACUUCGACUACGAGAUGAAGCUGCUCGGUCAUGUGACACAGCUGGUGGAUUCUGAGUCCUGGUCCUCCAACAAGGUUCCCCUUCAAACCAGUCUGGAAGAGCUAGCUCCACUGGAGCCCAAAGAGAUGAUCGAGCACUGUUUGAACUGCUACGGGACACGCUACACUGAAAACGAUGAAGUUUUCUAUGCACUGCAUGAGGAUAAAGUGUGUCGGGGCCUGGCGCUAAUGCUGCUGCAGAACGCUGUCAAGUUCAACCUGAGGGAGUUUCAGGAGGUCUGGCAGCAGAGCGUCCCAGAGGGCAUGAGCACAAGACUGGACCAGCUAAAGAGCGUCGCCCUGGUGGACCGUAACUCCCGUCCAGAGACCAUCUGCCUGCUGCGGGUGGAGGACCUCCCAGAGGACACCCUGGAGCGCUUCAACCACCUCUUCACACUCAGAGAGAAAUGGACAGAGGACGACAUCACGCCAUACAUACAGGACCUGUGUGGAGAGAAACAGACCACCGGAGCUCUGCUGACCAAAUAUGCUCGAUCUUCACUGCAAAAUGGGAUCAAGGUCUUCAACUCCAGAAGACCUGUGGCUACAUGAACAUGUCCACUGUCACGUUUAAUUAAUCUAUAUUUGAGAAUUAAUGUGGUUAUGUUUAUUCUCAGAGUGACUUUUGCAACUCUCAAAAUUAUUUUAACUCAUAAUUGUCUAUAAAAAUUCCUUGUUAGCCCUGUGAACUAUCUUGCAGCAACUUGUAAAUAAUAAUAAAAAAAAACCCUUGUGUUUCUGUGUUUUUGUGACUAAAACUAAACAGCAUCUUUGUUAUUUCAGUUUUUUGUCUUUGUAAAAUGCUUCAUGUUGGUAAUAAAAUAAGAUUUCAUAUUAUCACAUGAAUGGUUUGCUCAGUCUUCUAUUUUCCUUUAUUAAUCUGAGUUGGACAAAUUAGCUCCUUUUUCAUUUCCAGCAAGAAAAUUGAACUACAAUUGUCAUAAACUUACCAGGUGCUGUGCUGAAGAUUGUCCACAAGGUGGUGCUCUAUGCUGAUAGUUUCAGUAUGAACUCCAUACACUGACUAGAUGAUAAAGUAUGUGCUGGCUGACAUCCAGCUGCAUUGUUUGUUGUGUACUGUAUUCAAAUGGCAAGAGAGAUCAUUCACAGAAUCACAGAUUAAUGACUUCUAAGUCUCAGUCACAUUUAGAGCUGAAACCACUUCACCACCAAUCAUCAAAAUUCAGCUACUCAAGUGUGAACAUUUUCUUGCUGUCUUUGUCUCCUUUCUUAGUAAACUGACUCAAAACAAGAUGUCACCAUCGAAUCUAGGCAUUUCUUUUGCCAACAUUUUACAGACCCCAAUACUAAAUGUAUGGCCAGUGGACUAAAUCUAGCCCACGAUAGGGUGCCACGUGGCCCCAAAACCAAAUUGAUUAACACAGGAUUUUUUUUUUUAACUUUUAAUGUAUACAAUGCGCUAGAAUGUAUUAAAAUGAUCAAAAUAGACCUUGUUUAUCAAAAUUAUACCAGGGAAGGACCCCCACAGACGACCCAACAGAGGUCCAGGCUAAGCCCCCAAUGUCCACAAACCCUUAAAACCUCUCUGUGUAUACCAUACCUGUUCAGGGCUGUUGCGACUGUCCCUUGACCCUCUGUCAUCUUGUAAGUGGCCCCCAAGCAAAGCCAAUUGAGUAUCCCUGUUGUAGAGUAAACAAUCUCCAAAAGUAAUCAGUGGUUAAUCAAUAAUGAGCCACAAAGAGCACAAUGCACUGCCACUCAUCUUUGCUUGACUACACCAUUCUCACUCCAGAGCUCCUAAGUAAUGGGCUGAACACAUUAUAUAUAAUGUACUGCAUGUACACAUCAAGAGACGUGGAACAAGUAAUGCUACAUUACCAAAUUGUUGGUUUUAUCUAUGAAUCAGAUCUUUGAGUUAAAAUUCAUUUUCUUUCACUAAAAACAAAGUUGUCAAGACAGUUAACUGAGGUGACUACAUUAAAGCCGCACAGAGUUGUUACACAGAGUGAAUCAUACAUGGUCAGCGUCUCUAGCUGAAUACAGGUCAAACACUAAAAUUACCUGCACUUGGUUGAUUGUUCACAGCAUGAUUAGAGCUGCUACAACACAUCUGAAAAGACAGCUCAACUUUAAUAACACUAAAAGGUGUUUAAUGUAAAUUGUAAAUACUAGAAACACGUAUUAAGACAAGAAAAAGGGGGAAAUGCUUUUUUGAUCAAGUUUAUACAUAAAGGUGAGACAGAGGAGAUGACAAUAAGACAUACAAGGUGACAAAUCAGGUUUAAACAGAUCAGAAUAGGUUCAGAAAGCAUUAAAAUAACACUAGACCACACUGGCUGCUAUAGGGGUGAAAUGUUCUUUCAGUCUAAAAUCUCAUUUUGGAUUUCUACAGAUCAUCUAAUGAAACCUGACCCCGUUUAAAUAAAAUUGAAUGUUUAUUUUCAACCAGUCCCGUCUGUGUUUCUCACGUUAAUUUGUGCAUGUGGUUUCCUCAGUGGUGCUUUUGUGUGACUCAGUGUGUGUUUAACAUCACCAGACUGUGUGUUUCUUUGCUAACACAACUGUCUGCAUGUGAAUCAGUGUUACCGACACAAGGAAGAGCUCAGCAGACAGAAGCUACACAGCGUUUUUUUUUUAACACAGAUACACACCUACUCACACACAUCUGUUUCCAAGCUGACUUUAUCUGCCCUGGCCGGCUGACUCACCCUGACAUCACCCCUCAGAGGAGUGCUGACUUAUCAGUUCAUAGGGUGGAGAGAUGCCAGCUGUCUGUGUGUGUGUGUGCGUGUGUGUGUGUGUGUGUGUGUGUGUGUGUGUGUGUGUGUGUGUGUGUGUGUGUGUGUGUGUGUGUGUGCGUGUGUGCGCGCGCGUGUGUGUGUGACAUGAUUAAUUCUUUUUACUUCAUCCGCUCCUCCGUAUGAUCUCCGCUCUGCUCUUCACCCA
Messenger RNA from Epinephelus moara (kelp grouper), 3721 nucleotides. RefSeq names its product DNA replication and sister chromatid cohesion 1 (gene dscc1). The record is from RefSeq and is a predicted model, not a curated record. NCBI's taxonomy places the organism in Eukaryota, Metazoa, Chordata, Actinopteri, Perciformes, Serranidae. The coding region runs from base 194 to 1366 and encodes 390 amino acids. Gene Ontology annotation, cellular component: Ctf18 RFC-like complex; chromatin; nucleus. The transcript has 9 exons. Gene Ontology annotation, biological process: mitotic sister chromatid cohesion; maintenance of mitotic sister chromatid cohesion.